Molecule: messenger RNA, 850 nt
Organism: Zea mays
Lineage: Eukaryota; Viridiplantae; Streptophyta; Magnoliopsida; Poales; Poaceae
Product: translocator protein homolog
Exons: 1
Coding region: 69-635 (188 amino acids)
Cellular component (GO): membrane
Source: RefSeq, marked provisional
GAGAGAAUCGGCUCGGACAGUCGGACUCGAUCAUCAAUUAAGCGAACCUCGCCGCGAUCGUAUCAGCCAUGGCGACCGCCGCGCACGAGGGCGUGACCCAGCGCGUCGCUGCCAGUGGCAGCAGGGACGACGGCGCCAGCGGCGGCAUCGCGGCGGUCUCGGGUCCCAACAAGAAGCCGGGCGGCGGCAGGAGGCGGCGCGGCCUCCGUUCGGUCGCCGCCGCGGUGUCCAUCCCCGCGGCGCUCGUGGCUCUGUCCUUCUUCGCCGCGGGCCACUCCACGCCGCCGCCGAGUUCCGCCACGGUGGCGGUGGUGCGGGCCGGGUCGGUGGCGUCGGAGGCGGUGCUGGCGCUGGCGGCGUGGAUGGCGUGGGCAGAGGGCGGGCUGCACGCGCGUCCGGCCGCCACGCUGCUGCCCUACGCCGCGCGGCUCGGCGCCGCGCUCGCGUGGGCGCCGCUCGUGCUGGGCCGCCACGCCGCGGCGCGCGCGGGCCUCGCCUGCUGCGCCGCCAUGGCCGUGGGCGCCGUGGCGUGCGCGCGCGGCUUCGGCGCCGUCAACCCUGUGGCUGGCGACCUCGCCAAGCCCGCCGUCGCCUGGGCCGUCAUCCUCGCCGUCGUCAACUACAAGAUGCUCUGAGCUCCCGAGAACACGCGCGCGCUGUUCGUGUUCGAUCCUCGGCAGCCAGGCCCCUGGUUAUUUGUUGUGAACAUGUAAUAAUGCGUUGGUUUGUGUACAGUAUACGUUCUGAGUAUGUUGUUGUGUCCUGCAUAUUCAUCUGAGAAUGCAGCCAGGCCCCUCGUCAACUACAAGAUGUUCUUAAAUUUCGAUUGCGAUGUAACAAUGUAUGUGUA